Messenger RNA from Daldinia caldariorum, 550 nucleotides. RefSeq lists its product as uncharacterized. The record is from RefSeq and is a predicted model, not a curated record. Bases 222 to 491 code for a protein of 89 amino acids. The transcript has 2 exons. Lineage: Eukaryota; Fungi; Ascomycota; Sordariomycetes; Xylariales; Hypoxylaceae.
CAACAUAUUGCAAUAUACCCCCUUUGUCUAUGCGCUGCUGCCAGGCAGCUCAAACAGCAUCAACAUUACAUUGCUUCUGCCGUGCCACCACCUUUUCCGGGCAUAUUACACGAAGAAGGAAAAGCGCAAUCAAGUUUGAAUGGUAAUUUUAUAUAGUAGCCAUACUAUAUAUCCAUACUACAUAGUAUAUAUCAAAAAGCAACAUCCUCGUAGCUAAGAAGAUGCGACUAUCCGCUGUUCUAGCCACCGUAGCACGCCCAGUAGCUUUUGUUGCUGCCCAACAAAGAGUGAUGAUCGCGCAUUCGACAAGCAUGAAAGUCGAGGAUGCGUCAGGUUCAAUGGCCUCUACGCCUGUUCUUGUCAACUCUACCGAUUCGCUUGCACCAUCUCCGAACCCCCUGACGACUGCAGCUCCCGAGAAACCCGCGCUGGAGAAAGCUUCCGUCAUGGGUCUAAUCGUCUUUUCGGCUGCUGGGUUAUAUCUACUAUGAACUGGAUUUGGGGUUACUAGGUCGGGUUAGUAUUUCACGGGCGUUCAGGGACACGAUCA